AUGAGGAGUUUUGUGUGCCUUUUAUUAGCUAUAAGCGCUGCAGUUGCUAGUGUCAGCGAAAAUCAUCAUCAUGGUUUUGCUGGUGGCAUCCAACACGGUGGAUUCUCUGGAGGAAUUCAACACGGUGGUAUCAUCGCUGGUGGUAUCCAAAAAGGUGGAUUCUCUGGAGGAAUCCAACACAGUGUAAUCGGUGGUGGCAUUCAACAUGGAGGAGUGUCUGGAGGAUUCCCAGCAGGUGGUUUCCAACGUAAUAUUUUCAAAACUGGUGGUUUCCAACAAGGAGGAUUACAACAAGUAGAAAUCCAGCAAGGAGGAUUCCAACAAGGAGGAUUCCAGCAAGGAGGUUUCCAGCAAGGAGGAUUCCAACAAGGAGGAUUCCAUCAGGGAGGUUUCCAGCAAGGAGGAUUCCAACAAGGAGGUUACCAACAAGGAGGAUUCCAACAAGGAGGCGUUAAUGCUCAGCAUAUUGGUGGUAUCUCUGGAGGAAUUGGAGGAGGAAUCGGUGGAGGAUUUUCCGGAGGAAUCGGAGGAUCUUCUGCUGUUCAACAGAAAGUGAUCACUGUUAUUAAACAAGUUCCAGUUCAAGUACCACAACCCUACCAAGUUGUUGUUACCGAGAGGGUCCCAGUCCAAGUUCCACAACCCUACACUGUCCACGUACCAAAACCAUACCCAGUUCCAGUUCAAGUGAAAGUACCAGUUCAUGUACCACAACCCUACCCAGUCAAGAUCACCCAACAAGUGCCAGUGAAGGUUCCAAUUUACGUGAAAGUAGCUCAGCCAGUGAAAGUUGCCGUUCCAGUUCCAAAACCAUACCCAGUCGAAGUCAUUAAGCAUGUCCAAGUCAAAGUACCUACUCCAGUCUACGUAAAAGUCCCAGUUCCAAUUCAAACCCAUUCCCAAGAA
Nicrophorus vespilloides is the source of this 906-nucleotide messenger RNA. Its product is annotated as glycine-rich cell wall structural protein 1.8-like. The annotation marks the transcript as partial. The transcript has 2 exons. NCBI's taxonomy places the organism in Eukaryota, Metazoa, Arthropoda, Insecta, Coleoptera, Silphidae. The record is from RefSeq and is a predicted model, not a curated record.